Messenger RNA from Selaginella moellendorffii, 1524 nucleotides. RefSeq names its product abscisic acid receptor PYR1. Gene Ontology annotation, biological process: abscisic acid-activated signaling pathway. Gene Ontology annotation, molecular function: abscisic acid binding; protein phosphatase inhibitor activity; signaling receptor activity. The transcript is spliced from 2 exons. Lineage: Eukaryota; Viridiplantae; Streptophyta; Lycopodiopsida; Selaginellales; Selaginellaceae. The coding region runs from base 290 to 1246 and encodes 318 amino acids. The record is from RefSeq and is a predicted model, not a curated record. Gene Ontology annotation, cellular component: nucleus; cytoplasm.
GCCCCUCACUUCACACCAAAAGACUCUCUCUCUCUCUCUCCACGAGAGAGAGAGAGGGAGAGGGAGAGAGAGAGAGAGAGGAAAGCUCCUUAAAUUUCCUCUGUGUGUGUGUGAGUUCCCUCAGAGCUCGCGGUAGCUAUCAAAAAGGACUACCUUCCUUGACAACCCACUCACGCAAAGAAGAUCAAGAAAGCUGGGCUGGUUUUGUUUCUUGGAUUGGAUUCUAUCCAAGCUGGAGGGUGUGGGCGAUCCGAGCUAGCGCGAGCGAUUUCUCGCAACGGCAAACGCAAUGGUGGCCCCGACGAUGAUCGAUUCAUUGGGAGAAAACAAGACCCGCGCUGGGAUGGUGGUGGAGCAGCGGAUCAUCCGUCUCGAGGACGUGGUAUCUCUGGACGAUCACUCCAAGCCCAGCAAAGUCGAGAGAGCCGGAGGCGGAGGAUCGGACAACACCACCACUGCCGCCACAAUCACCACCGGCAAAGAGGUGGACGAUAUGCUCACGCCCCAGCAGCGAUUGCAGCUGGACGAAUCGCGGUGGCGCCUCCACAGCGUGCUCUCGGCCGCGCAGCCCCACCAGUGCGCCAAUCUCUUGCUCCAGCGGAUCGAUGCGCCCGUCAGCGCUGUGUGGCCGAUGCUCCGCCGCUUCGACACGCCCCAGGCCUACAAGCGCUUCGUCAAGGCGUGCGUCAUCGCCAGCGGCGAUGGCAGCAGCGUGGGCAGCCUCCGCAACAUCACGCUCAUCUCGGGCCUCCCCGCUAGCUGCAGUACCGAGAGGCUGGAGAUCCUGGACGACGAGCACCACAUCGUCAGCUUCCGCGUCGUUGGUGGCGAGCACCGCCUUCGGAACUACGCCUCCGUCACAAGCUUGCACGAGUUUGAGGUGAGCGAUGGUGGUGGUGGAUCCAUUUCCAUGGCCAUCGCCACCGGUGGCGGCAGCGCAGGUUUGAGGUGUUCUUCCGGGGAUCACGGAAGAACAGCUCCGGCAACUUUGGCUCCCACCAGGAAGGUGGUGACGGUGGUGAUGGAAUCCUAUGUGGUGGAUGUUCCAGAGGGGAACACCAGGGAGGAUACUCGCGUUUUCACCGACACGGUGGUGCGGUGCAACUUGCAGUCGCUGGCCAAGAUCUGCCAGGCGAAUUUCAAGCUGGAGCAGCGCCGCUGCCAGCAGCAGCAGCAGCAGCAGCCGGAAAUGGCGUCCUGCAAGAAGGAUUCGGGGCAGGACAGUGGAUUGAUCUUGAUGAGAUGAUACAUAGACGCGCCCGCGAGGUUUAUACUUUUCUCUUUGGAUUUUUUUCCGCGAUCGCACAGCACAACCCGACCGAUCGCUCGUUCGUUCGUUUGUUGCAAAGGUUUGAUUCGCUUGGAUCGUUGGAAUGACCCAGUGUGAGAGGCUGGAAAAAUGUGAAAAAAUCUCUUUUUAUCAUUUUUUUAUUCCCUUGGUGUACAUAGAGGUCUUUUUGGGAGGAUAAGAUCGUCAAUCAAUCAAUACACAUUACAACACUCUCAAGCGAGAGAUGCGAUCAA